This is a messenger RNA of Amoebophrya sp. A25, 652 nucleotides long. NCBI's taxonomy places the organism in Eukaryota, Dinophyceae, Syndiniales, Amoebophryaceae. The record is from the annotation of a GenBank genome assembly.
AUGACGCGCGCACGCGUCGGCUUUGAUCCGGAAAACGUAGGUGAUCGACAAAAGAUAGACCACUUGCUUCCUGGUCGUGCAGCUCCUGCAACCGGGAACAAGGCAAGUCCAGCGAAGCGGAAAAAUGCGCUUUUGCCUAGUGGUGGAAGGAUAAGGGACAAGUCUGAAGAUACGAAAAACUUUUACAAAAGGCUUCGAUUCCACCUGAAAACUCCAUUGGAGCUACUUCUGGAAGACCAGACUGCUCAAGGUAGCGCAGAGGGACAACAAGGAGCUCAAGGACGACAGGCUGGCGUCGGAGGGGUGGCAGGACCAGCACCUGGAGGUGCCUUUCAGUCCCAUGAGCAACAACCCCUUUCAGGACCAGUUUCAGGCACAACACGCGAAGCAGGUGGUGGGGCCGCGGAGCCACCUGGUGCUCCAGCAGGCCAACAAGGUCGAAAAAAUCUAAAAUUCGAUAUUGAGGAUCCUAGUGAGCCCAUGAGUUUCGCGCAAGCGCAGCGUCUGCCCGAACUCGAUGUCAGUGGCCGGACACGAGAACUAGCCGACGCCGUUUUUCACAAGGUCCGGCCGGAUGCGGACACGCAAGCUGACAUCGACGCAUUGGCACAGCACUACCUGCGGAACAGCUACAUGCCAGAUAAUAUCCUGC